AUGAUCACUUCCAAAGGGACGAUAAUUUUUCUCAUUACAGUAUAUGGAAUUUUGAACUCUGGAUAUGCGGACAUCACAGAUAUGAUCGGAGAGGCUAUUUGUGCUGCUCAGUGUCUUGCAAAUUUCACAAUGUCUUUGGCUGAACCCGAAAGAACCUUCCUCAAUCAACAUCCGGACCUUUCAGAACCCCAUUGUUUGAGCAAACGGUCAAAUUGCAGUCUCUGUCUGGAUGUUUGUCGAUGGCCACGACAAAAUAUCUCAACUUGUAUAUCUUCCUGCGACCAAUUGAAGGACAGCGAACUGCAGUUGCUGCCAAGCAGUUCAUUUGAAGUACACAGACAGACCUGUCGGGAAGCUUGCACUUUCUCAGCCAUAAAUAGACAGGAGCGAGAGAAGGUGGUUAGUGGACUGGCGGUUGGUUCCUGUCCAUUGACAGCGAGUUGGCCCGAAGCGGACACUUGCUCACCUCAUCAAACCUGCACCACAGAUGCUGAUUGUGGUCUCAAUCGAUUGGCCAAGUGUUGUCUUUUUGAUGCCUGUCAGGUGGAUUCUUCACCUACACCCCCUGCUCCUCAGUAUCGAUUGGCUCGCGGAAGAGAAUCUCACGCUUAUCAAGCAUCUCCUGUCAUAGGACACUGCAUGCGGAUCAAUAAUGACACUGCUUUCGGAUAUGGAGAAAUUCCUCCGGUUCCUGAUCGACCUUCAGUACGUCAGACAGCCUUGACACCAGGAGAACAAGAGGUGUAUCAGCUGGAAUUAGACUGGCCGGAUUAUUAUAAUACGAGCCAGUCUUACGAAAAUCCAGGUUGGACCUAUCCAGCCGUCUUUCUAGUUCAAGUUCGUCUUUUCCGUGAAGUUGGAGGGUCACUGUUCACAGAUCACGACGACUUCGGCGACGAAAUCCUUCAAGACGAGCUCUUUAGUGAAUGGCGCAGUCUUGUUUGGGUAAUUUUUUUGCUGAAAUUUCUAUUGGCGUCUGCCAUAACAUUUUGCACCACAAAAGUAGGAGCUGUAUUAUCUGAUCUCAGUCCAGGAACUUGGUAUCAAUUCAGAUUGAAAGCUGCAUCAGUAGCUGGUUUUGGAGGUAACGGCCGCCCAAGUCCACCAGUGAAAGUCAUGACCCUUCCUGAGGCCCCUCUCAAUCUCACAGAGAGUAAUUCUCGUGUCUAUUCAAAUAAAGUUGAGAUUAAACUCCAGUGGGAACCACCCACGUAUGGAAAUGUUCCUAUUAAAUUUUACAGAGUGAGUUGGAAAAAGAACGUUCCUCCACAUAUGGAAGAUAGCUCAUUGAGUGAAUUUGAGGCAAAAGUUCCUAAGAAGGUUCUCUCCUAUACAUUACAAGAUCUCGAAUCGGCUACUGUAUACAAAGUUCAAGUGACCGCUGUCGCCGUGGUGGAUGGAAAGGAAUGGUCUAGUCCACCCGUAACUCGGUUUAUAAAGACUCCCCCUAUUCCUUCCAAGGAGUAUCCCUCAGGCAUUGUGAAUUAUAACUAUAACACAGAGGGCCGGACCUGUAGAUGCGGCGAAUCUCCCGAAUUUCGAAAUUUCAUUCAACCAACAUUUUAUGAAAAUGGAGUUCUGAAGGCACGACUGACAAUCCCUCGCUACUUUUUAACCCAAUACUUCGGACCAUCUGUCAAGGAGACUACAAUAUUCCAUCUUGUCUGGUACCCACAUGUCUGCAUCGAAACCCAGAAUUCAAAAGUGGAUAUCUCAAAUGCACCAUCUGUGAUAAAUGUCUAUAUAUCGGCAUUAGCUGGAAUGGAACUGGAGGGUUUGCGCUUCCAGUGUCACUACAAAUUGCAAAUCCGUUUGGCGGAUGAGCCGCUUCAAAUGACUUCGAAGAAAACGAUGGAUUUGUGUUUCUGUACUCCCUCGUGCACAGACGUGGUGAUAAAAUCUGGCCCAAGGCCAAGGAAUUGCUCUUUUGCAGAGGUUCUAAUACCACACCGUCCUGUGGAUGUUGGCUAUCGUCUUUUUCCCACUGAAGUAAAUCAGCGACACCCGAUUGUAUCUGGAGGAUCCACAGCAUCGUCACAAUCGGAAAUGGAACCAGUAUUCCCAGUACAAAACUCAUUUAAAUUGAAUUCUGGUCAGCCACUUGGAUUUGAUGCUAUUAUCUUCUGGAAACCUCAUCCCGAGAUGGUAAUAUCUUCUCCUAGUGGGAAUGCAAGAGGCAAUGGAAAUUCCGGCCGAUACACAAAAUAUGCUGAUCCAUCCAUGGAUAAAUCAUUCCCAGAAACACGGCGGCAAUCACGAGGAUAUAGGGUCAUUUGGGGCCCAAGACUGGUUGAACCUAUUGAGCCAGACAUGUAUAGCAACGGAAUAGCUCCACAACUGGAUCCCGAACGAACAGAGUCCAAAGUAGUUGAUUCUAAAGUUCAUAAUGUGAUUUUACGAAAUCUGGAACCGGACACAUUGUACAUAGUCCAGGUUCAAACAAUCGGUAUCCAUGGCGACAGCCCUGUUAAUGUAGUCUUCUUCACCACUCCAAGUAAGUAUUUCUCAAUAACUAUUGAAAUCGUUAAAUUUGCUUCUCUUUAUUUACUCAUUCUAUUUCUGGACUCUAUUAUGACCUUUAUCAACAACUAUUAA
This is a messenger RNA of Rodentolepis nana, 2595 nucleotides long. The record is from the annotation of a GenBank genome assembly. NCBI's taxonomy places the organism in Eukaryota, Metazoa, Platyhelminthes, Cestoda, Cyclophyllidea, Hymenolepididae.